UGUCUAACGGGAAGUGAAGGAGUGAUCAGUGGAGUGAAAUCGUUCCACCUCUACAACUUGGACGGAGACGGAACAAGCUAAUAGCGCGUGAGAUCUGGGGAGAGGAUAAAGCAACAGGACCUAGUUUUUGUCCCCCGUUUUUGGUCUCCUUCUCAGUUAUUCAAGAGGGCGACUCCGCUACCGGACAAAGUGGUCUAUUGAUUUGAACGCACAAAAAGAGCUGGGUUGUUCGUAGAUUGUCAGGUUAUUUUCAUUGUCUCAUGGUGCGGAGCGGGACUGAAACUAACGGUGCCCCCCGCCGAUGAAUAAUGUAUGAAAAACCAAUUUCAGUGUUUCCACGGUAUUUGCGAGUUACUUAAGAAAAAUCUCCUCGGUCUCCCGAAGACUAAACAAGAGAGUUAUUAUGGUCGGACCUCUUUGGUGAAGUCAUGGAAAUCUUUCAGGGUUUUUGUGGGAGGAGAGUGAUCUUUAAAGAGAAGCGCCUGAUCACCUGUUAACAUGUCAAGGAAAUGGUUUUACUUGGGGCUAGCUUUACAACUUACCAUGCUUGUCUUACUCUAUCGGCUCUUCUCCGAGGAACGCACGAUUAUUAUUCACAGCUCUGCGUCCGACAAAACGUUCCCGCGCUUUCCAGACAUUGUCAUCCCAAAGGGGUCCACAGUUAACGGCAAAUUGCAUCAGCGAACACAAAAUUUAACAAUAGCGAUAAACUGGAACGAAAUACCACGGAGGUCUUCUCCUCCAGUCAAGGAAAUGCACGAGAAAUGGAUUGUUCUCACGACUAUAAAUGCACCGACAGAUGAUGUGAAGAAAUUAGCUGAUAUUGAGGGUUGGAAGGUUGUUGUGGUUGGUGAUACAAAGACCCCGGGAGAUUGGAGUCAUCCCAAUUACGUUUUCUUGAGUGUUGAGAAGCAGAAAUCCUUGGGAUACCGCAUCCAUGACUUUCUCUCUUACAAAAGUUACGCUCGAAAGAACCUUGGCUACCUCUAUGCUAUUCAACAUGGCGCCAAAAUCAUCUAUGAAACAGAUGAUGAUAAUUCUCCAACAAGCGGAAAAAUAACUUUCUUCCAGCAAGAAACUGGCGACUUCUUUGUAUACAGAACAGAUUCUAUUGUGGUUAAUCCGUACGAACAUUUUGGACAGAGUACAAUAUGGCCUAGAGGGUACCCGCUAGAUCGCAUUGCUGAUCCCCCGUCACACAAGUUCAUCAAAUGCCAAGGGGUGGACACAUCUAUACAGCAGGGAGUGGUUAAUGGUGACCCGGAUGUAGACGCCAUCUUUCGGUUAACAAGAAAAGACAAAGACGUGGAUUUGAAAGUUGAGUUUGACGCUGAUGCACCAUCCGUUGUUCUUCCUCCAAAAACAAUGGCUCCGUUUAAUUCACAAAACACGCUGUUUAUGAAAAAGGCAUUGUGGGCCAUGUUGAUACCAACCACUGUAACAUUUCGAGUCUGCGAUAUCUGGCGUGGUUACUGGGCUCAGCGGUUACUGUGGGAUGUUGGAUCACAGCUGUCAUUUUUCCCGCCAAACGCCGUUCAAUUUCGAAAUUCACACAACUAUCUCAUUGAUUUCAUCGACGAGAAAGUGCUUUACCAUGAUGCUGGGCGAUUAGUUGAGUUUUUGAUCAAUUGGAAAUCUGACAAACCAGAUCUCUUUAGUAGAGCCCUGGAUUUAAGUAUAGCAAUGGUUGAGCAAGGUUUCUGGCAGCUGAAUGAUGCCAUGUUAACAGAAGCGUGGCUAGCUGAUUUAGUAAGUGUUGGAUAUGAAAUGCCAACUAUUAACACUGCUCCGCAAUCGUGUAUAAAUGUAUUAGGUGGGGAAGUUGAGCUUCUACCGGAAGAAAAACCAUCUUCAUAUCUGCGAGCAGGCAGAGAACUGAAAAAUUUAGCUCUGUCAAAGAUGUGAUCGGAUGUUUAUAAUGUAAAGGAUUUGUUGCAAACUUUGUCCUCUUUAUUGAAUCCAUUUCGGCUUUACAACGGAGUUUAUUUUCUAACUGUUUUUGGUAACAUCCAAACAGUACGUUGUACAGAUAAAAAAGACAAAUUUGUUGAGACUGUGAGAAGCGCGGUCGCUGGACCCGUUUCGAGGUUGUAAGGCUUUCUCUCAGGCUAUCGCUUUUUUCGUUCAGACCACGUGAUCCGAAACGGAUUGAUCGGACUACGGAAUUCUUGAGUACAGGACUCAACUCUUCCAACUUCACCCAGGUGUAUAAACAGCUGUUUCGACAAAGGUUGGAGAAGUAAUACUUCUUGUUUUUAUCAUACUAUUCAAAUCGACGUUAAAUACCGGCAAUAGUGGUUUCUUUCGGAAUAUAUAAUUUUCAGCGUUAUUGGUAUAAUCACACAAAUGAGUUAUUACUUUACACCUGAAAGAAUACUGAUUGUGGGUGUCUAUGGCAGUGGUCUUAUAAUAUUGCAUUUUAGUUGGACAUUAGUAAUUUAUUGUAGAAGAAAUUAUAUGAAACCUAAUAAACAGUCAUUUA
Molecule: messenger RNA, 2482 nt
Organism: Orbicella faveolata
Lineage: Eukaryota; Metazoa; Cnidaria; Anthozoa; Scleractinia; Merulinidae
Source: RefSeq, a predicted model, not a curated record